This is a messenger RNA of Vicia villosa (hairy vetch), 13325 nucleotides long. RefSeq names its product protein DETOXIFICATION 16-like. Gene Ontology annotation, molecular function: xenobiotic transmembrane transporter activity; antiporter activity. The transcript has 11 exons. NCBI's taxonomy places the organism in Eukaryota, Viridiplantae, Streptophyta, Magnoliopsida, Fabales, Fabaceae. Gene Ontology annotation, biological process: xenobiotic detoxification by transmembrane export across the plasma membrane. The coding region runs from base 422 to 1963 and encodes 513 amino acids. Gene Ontology annotation, cellular component: membrane. The record is from RefSeq and is a predicted model, not a curated record.
AAAAAGAAAUGUUUAUAGUAUCAUUUUGUAUUUAUUAGUCAUUCUGCCGCCGAAUCUUUUCUAGUACAAAAAAAGAAAUAAAACAAAACUAAUUUAUCUUAAAAUAUGUGCAAGAUUAAGUAUAUGCUCCGCAGAGAAAUAAUAAAACAACAAAAAUAAUGAAAGGUGAGUGACAAGAAAAUCUUCCACAUGCAGUUCACAACAAAGUAUUGUUGUGUCUCCAACUUCACGGUAAUUACUGCGCUAUUAACAGUGUCAUGUCAUGUCUUCAAAUAUUGUGCUCUCCUCAAAAUUUUACUACUCUUCUUCUUCUUUCUAUGUUUACUUUAUAAGGAAGUUGAAUAAUAGAAAAGAUCAAAGAUGAAAAGUGAGAGAAAACAGUUAGUGGUAGCAGAAGUGAAGAGGCAACUAUGGUGCAUCCAUGGCUACUUCCUUUGCAGCUGUCACCGGCUUCACCUUACUGAUGGGAAUUGCGAGUGCACUUGAUACAUUUUGCGGUCAAUCAAAUGGAGCAGGACAGUACCAUAUGCUUGGAAUACACAUGCAAAGAUCAAUGCUGAUUGUUUCGAUUGUCAGUGUAUUCCUUGCAAUCAUAUGGGCUAAUACAGAAUCAAUUCUAGUAGCUAUACAUCAAGACAAAGCCAUUUCCAAAGAAGCUGGUUCAUAUGCAUUUUUCAUGAUCCCGAGUUUGUUUGCAUAUGGUCUUCUUCAGUGCAUUCUCAAGUUCUUGCAAACACAAAACAUUGUCCUUCCAAUGGUCCUAACUUCUGGAGUUGCAGCUUUGCUUCAUAUUCUUCUGUGUUGGGUUUUUGUCUUUGAAUUAAAGCUUGGAAGUAAAGGAGCUGCUAUAUCCCUUUCUAUAUGUUAUUGGGUCAAUGUUUUGUUGAUUUCACUCUAUGUCAAAUUCUCUUCUUCUUGUAAACAAACAUGGACAGGCUUUUCAAAGAAAGCCCUUCAGGAUCUCUCUGAGUUCCUUAAACUCGCUGUUCCUUCAGCUUUCAUGCUCUGUUUGAAAGUGUGGACAUUUGAAUUGAUGGUUCUCAUGUCUGGUCUUCUUCCUAAUCCAGUAUUAGAAACUUCAGUGCUUUCAAUAUGUCUUAAUACAUUUGGUCUAGCUUGGAUGAUCCCUUUUGGAUGCAGUGCUGCUGUAAGCAUACGAGUAUCGAAUGAACUGGGGGGCGGAAAUCCGCAAGCUGCGAGUCUAGCGGUUCGUGUGGGGCUAUCCACUGCCUUCAUUGAAGGGUUGUUUAUGGUAUUGAGCAUGAUUCUAGCAAGAAAUGUGUGGGGACAUGUUUAUAGUAAUGACAAACAAGUCAUCAGAUAUGUGUCAGCCAUGAUGCCAAUUUUGGCCAUUUCCAGUUUUCUUGAUGCUAUCCAAAGCACACUUUCAGGUGUUCUUGCAGGAUGCGGAUGGCAGAAGAUCGGUGCCUAUGUGAAUCUUGGAUCUUUCUAUGCAAUAGGUGUACCUAGUGCAGUUACAUUAGCCUUUUUUUUACACAUGCACGCGACGGGACUAUGGUUGGGGAUCAUCUCAGCAUUUACUGUCCAAACCUUGCUUUACAGUCUUUUUACGAUUCGUUCUAACUGGGAAGAAGAAGCAAGGAAAGCUCAAAGCAGAGUCGAUCACUCGAUCAUGUUGCCAAAUACUACCCUCAAAGACAGCAUCUCACCAUCUCAAAAAAAUGAACAAAUUCCUGUUUACGGUGAUUUCCGGAUGAUGCUGGUACUGCUACUUCAGGUUUCAAAGAUCCUGGUCUUACCGUUGAUGUUCCCAAACUCUAUGAUACUUCUCGAGACAAAGCUCCCGCUCUUUCACCCGUGGUCGAAGAUGCUCAGCCCAUCAACACUAUGCUGCCUGAUGAACCCGUUGAAGAAAGUCAUUCUACUGAUGAGUCUCCAGCUACCCAUCAAGACAAAAGUUUGGAAGGCGAAGAUCACGCCCUCUCAGGUAGUGACAAUGUGAAUCUGCAUCCUCAUCACAGUGACGACACCGUGUCUGAAUCAGAUGCUACGGAGGAAACUUCCAAACUAGAAAAGCAAAACUUUCAAGAAGCUUCGACUCUUGACACAAAAGCUGAUCCUGGGACCACUUCAAUGCCUGCCCCUACGCCUUCAGAGCUAGAACAAUUAAAGCAUGCUGAUCCUCUUAGUUUCUUGAAGAUUAUCAUGAAUGUGGAUGCUUCUUCGUCUCCAAGUCCUGACGCUAUUCCAGUUGCGACUGUGGAGUCUGGCAAUCAAGAAGACACUUCUAGCGUGCUUCGACAAAUCAAAGAGCGGUUCUUCGAUGUCAAUCUUGUGGAUCUCCUCAUUCGGGAUCCUCUUAAGAGUCAUGGUUUACAUCAACUUUUGAGAAAAGUAGAUUUACUUCAAGUCUCCACAACAGUCUCAGAUGUACUUGUUCUGUUAGGCUCCUUGGUUGAGCAACUUCAAGCUGAUAUCCUUCGAAAACGAAAUAUCGAAAGAGAGUUAUCUGAAGCAAUAGCCUCCCGUGAUUCUUCAUGGAAUUCUGCAGUAGAUGCAACCCAACGAGGCGAGGUCCUCAAACUUAAGCAAUCAGAAGACCAGAAGGCCUUUGAUGAUCAUGCAAAAAAUAUCAAGAUCUGGAAACAAGAGAUAAAGGCACUUGAGGAGAAAAUCGAGGAAGCUGAACGCAGCCAGGCAACCAUCCAACAAUCCAAUCAAAAGGAGUUGGUCGAAAUAGUACAAUCAGGGAUCACACAUUUCGAGGCUGCUCAAAAAUUAAUUCCUGAGAUCGAAAGGUUGAAGAAGCAACGAUCGGUGAUCGAACUCCGUAUGACUUCUUGGGAGUCACAAUAUUCAAAGAUCAAGAAUAACCUCCCUGAGGGUUUCAACUAGCUGCUUCGAACCUUAUUAUCUGUUGCGUUCUCAUUUGUAAUCGAAACCUCAUAUGUUUUGUAAAAGCACUUAUUUAUAUGCUUAACUUCUCCCUUAAUAUAAUAUUUAUCAGCACUAUUUCUUAGCAAAUCUUUUCAAUCUCUUGUCAAAAUAUAUUUUCAGAUCCUCCACAGUAUUCUUCAUUAAUGCAACAUGUAAACUCCGAAUACUCUUCGCGACCUCUUAGCCUUUGGACUUGACGUUUCUACUUCUUUAGCCCUAAUCAUGACUAACAGUAACGUUACUUUUUCAAAACGUCAUUUUAAGACGUGCGUGAAUCAGUUUCAUGAUUGCUGUUCAACUUCCAAGGGCGGGAAACGGCGGAUGUAAUAACUCCUCUCUUUGAAAAAACCAACUGCAGUCUAAUCAAUUAUUAAGAAACUAAACCAACCUUUAGUAUUCCCCUUCUAUAUAAAGGUCCAAUAUCACCCUUAUUUUCUUCAUUCACUCAUUCUCUUCUUUCCUAAACUCAGAAAAGAGAAACCAUUUUUCUUCCUCCAAAACCUUCUUCUCUUUUUCAUAAUGGCCGAAAUCCUCUCACUCAAUGAAAUCAAAACCCUUAUCCGGAGCGAGUUCAGACUUUCUGAGGAUGAACUCCUUCGCCACUUUGUCACUUUUGAAACUUUGUUUGCCAAUCAGGAGUUGGACUUCUACUUUGAGGAAGUCUUGGAAGGUGCUGUUUAUCCAAACAUGUUGGCUGAAUUUUGGAUGAAUGCUACUGUACGCAUAGAUCCUGAAGGUAGAACCACCAUAGAUUCUGAGAUUCGGCAUGCACGUUUCAGUAUUACUCCUGCCACCAUUGCUCACUUAAUCAAGUGUAGUAACUCUGGGGAACGCUUUGAUGAUGAUGUCUUUAACAUGACCACGCAUCUCAUGCUGAGGUCCGUCAUGGAAAAUGAUCCUUUCAGCGCCAGAGUUGUUAGGAUCUGGCAUCAGAUGCUCGUAGGCAACUUCCAGCCUCGGAGGGUCAACGAAAACAACAUCUUGGUUGAAGAUUUGGAGUUCAUCUUCUGUGGUCUUCGAGGGAAGAAGAUCAACAUUCCUUUGAUGAUAUUCAAAGGUCUUGUGAAAGCUGUCUCUAUUGGUACUGAACGGCAGAGGAACGUGACUUGCCUCCCUUACGGAAGACUUCUUUCUUUCAUCUUUCAAAGAAAGGGUGUAGUGAGACGCAUGCGUGAGGGCGGAGGGUUUAAACCAAAGGAUUAACUAACAACUUUCCUUUUUCCUUUGUCUUAGGGUUUUUAUGCUUUCUUUCCUUUUUGUUGUACUUUCAGAUCCUGUUUGGAUCUUUUGUAAUGCAUGCAAAACCCAAGUUAUGAAUGCCAAAUAUUUUGAAAUUUCUUUAGACUUUUCCUUUUUUAAGUCUGUUAUUCUGCAUGUAAAGCCAUUUUGAUCAAUAUGGCUCAUAUGUUUUGACACAUGGCUAACCAUUUUGGCUUUUCGUGACACCUCAAGUGUCUACGUUUUUGCAAUCUUAACUUCGAACAUGCUUGGCUUAUAUUUCUUCAAAUACUUCCCAUUUACUCUUAAGAUCCUACGAUCUUCUGCUAAUUCUUCAAUUUCAUAAGCAUUGUUCGAAAAUGUGUUUAAGAUUCGAAAAGGUCCUUCCCAAUGUGGGGACCAUUUACCAAAUGCCUGAUUUUUUCGGUCUAUAGGUAAAAUAACUUUCCAGACUAAAUCAUUAUUAACAAAAGUUUUACCUUUCACCUUUUUAUUGCAUGCUCUGGAUACUCUUUCUUUCUGUCUUUUAAUCAUUUCCAAUGCUCGAAGCCUGUCUUCGUCUAGAUCUACCAACUCAUUCAUCAUUAACUCCCAGUAAACGUUGGGAGAAAUGUCUGCUUGUCUUUGUAUUCUUACUGACUGCAAAAAUAUUUCGAUUGGUAGUACCGCAUCAUGUCCAAACGUCAACUGGAAAGGAGUUGUAUUUGUAGCUUCUUUUGGAGAGGUUCGACAAGCCCAAAGUGCUUGAUCUAAAGUCUUAUGCCAAUUCUUGGGUUUCUUCCCCACAUGCUUCUUAAUAAGACCAAUUAUAAUUUUAUUUGCUGCUUCGACUUGUCCAUUUGCUUGAGCAUAAUAAGGUGUGGAUGUUAGCAACUUGAAUCCUAUUUCCUUGGCAAAGUCCUGCAUUUUUCGUCCAGUGAAGACUGAUCCCUGAUCAGUUGUUAUGCUUUCUGGGAUUCCGAACCUAUAUAUAAUAUAUUUUUGAAUAAACUCAAUCACCGCUUCUUGGUCCACAUUUGCCAACGGUAUUGCUUCGACCCAUUUUGUGAAAUAAUCUAUUCCUACCAAAAUGUACCUUUGACCUCUGGAUGAUUUAGGGUGAAUUUCUCCAAUUAAAUCUAAAGCCCAUCCUCUGAAAGGCCAAGGUUUCACUAUUGUACUGAGUUCAUUUGCUGGAGCAUGUUGUAUACCUGCGUGUUCUUGGCAUUCUUGGCACCCCUUGGCAAAUUCUAUGCAAUCUUUCAACAUUGAAGGCCAAUACAUCCCAUAACGAAACAAAAGCCAUUUCAUCUUAUGUCCUGCUUGAUGUGCACCACAUGCCCCACUGUGUACGUUGGAUAGAGCCAAGUAUGCUUCUGCUUCGCCCAAGCAUUUCAGCAAUACCCCUUCAGGAGUUUUCUUGAACAAUUCGUUCCCCAUUAGAAAAUAUGACAGGGCUCUAUAUUUGAUUUUUCUAUCUGUCUCCGUCGAAGGAUUCUUCAAAUAGUUGAUUAUUGGGCUCCUCCAAUCCGUGUCUGCCAAAGAGUCAAUAUUUAGGACUUCGAACUCUUCUUUGUUGGCAUAACCCAAUUGUGAAUUCUCUAGAUCGCUCGGAGAAAGUUUAGUAGACAUUGCUCUUCCUCUUACUUCGAUCAAUUCUUCCAAUUUUUCUUUCGAUACUUUGUAUCCUGAAGCCAACUGUGCCAAGUCGUUCGCUUCUUGGUUAUUCACCCUUGAUACAUGUUUCAAUUCUACGUAUUCGAAUUUCUUGAGUAGCCUAUUUGCAAUGACAAAGUACAUGAUUAGAUUCUCUUUGAUGCACUUGUAUUCUUUUGUUAAUUGUUUGAUGACCAAUUCGGAGUCUCCUUUAAUUUCGACUCUGGUUGCCCCCAAUUCUAACAAAGCCUCAAGUCCGGCGAUUAACGCUUCGUACUCAGCUUCAUUGUUGGAGCAUAAUGGUCCUUCGAGUUUGUACUUGAGCUUUGUUGGAAUUCCAUCAGGAGAAAUUAUCAACACUCCAACUCCAGAACCUUCUCUAUGUGUCGACCCAUCGAAGUACAACUUCCAAGGUUUUAGGUCCACGUGAUACUGAUGAUUCUCGACCACUGCGUGAUCGACAAUGAAGUCUGACACAAUUUGGCCUUUCAUUGCCUUGAGAGGUUGGAAUAUUAGCGAAUAUUCCGUUAGGGCUAAAGCCCACUUGCCAAUUCGACUAUGUAAUAUUGGCUUGGAUAACAUAUGCUUAAUAACAUCACAAUGAGACGAAACGUAAACAUCAACUGGCUUUAUAUAAUACUUAAGUUUAAUACAAGAGAAAUACAAACAAAGGCAGAGUUUUUCUAUAGCAGUAUAUCUAGUCUCUGCAUCAUUGAGUACUCUACUUAAGUAGUAAAUGGCUCUUUCGAUGCCAUUUUCAUCUUCUUGUGCCAGCAUGCUGCCUAUUGUUUUGUCUGAUGCUGAAAUGUACAGGCGCAUGUGUUUCUUCCCAUUUGGGGGAGAUAAGAUUGGUGGACAAGUCAAGUAUUGCUUUAUCUGAUCGAAAGCUUCUUGAUGUUCAGCACGCCAUUCGAACUUUCCUCGCUUAAGCCGUAGUAAAGGCGAGAAGGCUUGCGUGCGUCCACUCAAAUUAGAGAUAAAUCUUCUUAAAAAAUUUAUCUUUCCCAAUAAUGAUUGUAACUCUUUCUUCGUGGAUGGAGAUUUGGUUUCCAUGAUGGCUUUUGUCUUGUUCUGGUUGAUCUCUAUUCCCUUUUUAUGGACUACGAAACCCAAGAAAUCUCCUGCUUGUACAAAGAAAGCACAUUUAAGGGGGUUCAUCUUCAAUCCGUGUUUCCUCAUUCUUUCGAAUGAUUGGUUUAAAUGAUCGAGAUGACUCAUUCCCGAAGUAGAUUUCACCACAAUGUCGUCUAUAUAUACUUGCAUGAAUGUUUCUAUGAAGUCAUGGAAUAUAGAGUUCAUUGCUCUUUGGUAAGUUGCCCCAGCAUUUUUUAAACCAAAAGGCAUUACAACCCAUUCGUAAGUGCCUAUUGCCCCUGGGCAACGAAACGCUGUCUUGGAUACAUCAUCUUCUGCAAUAAAGAUCUGAUUAUAUCCUGAGUAUCCAUCCAACAUACUUAGAUACUCAAAACCUGCGGCUGAGUCUACCAGCAUUUCUGCUACAGGCAUGGGAUAUUCGUCUUUAGGAGUGGCUGCAUUAAGAUCACGAAAGUCUAUGCAUACUCGUAAAGAGCCAUUCUUUUUAAUUACAGGCACUAUAUUGGCAAUCCAUUCGACAUACCUUGUAGUUUGGAUAAACUUGCAACGUAAAAGCCUUUCGACCUCUGCUUUAAUCUUCGAAUGGAUCUCUGGCGCGAAUCUUCUAGGAGUUUGCUUCACAGGUUUCUUCCCUUCUUUUAUCGGAAGCUUCAAUUCGACUAGAUCCCUUCCUAGACCAGGCAUCUCAUCAUAAUCCCAAGCAAAGCAAUCUCUAUUUUCUUUCAGCAUUUUGAUGACCGUUGCUUUUAAUUCUGGCUCUAAUUUCGCGCUGAUAUACGUUAUCCUCUUUUGAUCCCUGUCUCCGAGGUUUACUUCUUCGAGUGGAUCUUGGGCUAACAUCUUUAUAUUAGAAGCCAUUGGGUCUUUUUCGAACCCUAAAGGUUCUUCGUCGUAUAUUGCAUCUAAUCUUUGGUUUGAUCCUUCGUCCAUAAUCUCUUCGUCUAGGAUCGUAUCUUUGGAGUGUUUGAAAUCUGUAUGCACCUCCAAUUCUGCUAUCUCUUCUUUGAUUUGGAUGGUAUCUACCUUUACAUCUGAUAAUUCGGCCUCGAGAGCCGCCUUUUGUUUGUUCUCGGCCACAUAGGCCGAAAUCCUUUCGAAGAAUGAAGACUCAGACAUGAUUAAUGUCAUCGUCCCAGCCUGUUGGCCGUAUUGCUGCAUGAUCUUCUAAAGGUGCUGUAUCCGUUGGACCAUCCAUGAUCUCUCUAUCCCAUUGGAAUCCGUUUGGGUGCAAAGUAAGAUGAUACAAUGCAUUCUUAUUUGGGGUGUACAUCUCUUCUGCAGUAUGACAAGGUCCUAUAUUUGCCAGAUUCCUAUCGAAGUUGGAUUUAUUUACCUGGUUAACUUCAGCCAUAUAGUAACUCUGAUCACCUUCGAUGUUCUCUACUAUGCCAUCUUCUCUCCAGAUUGUCACCCUUUGAUGCAUUGUGGAGGGUACAGCUGCUACCCCAUGAAUCCAUUCCCUUCCGAGCAACAGGUUAUAGUUUGCUUUUGCUGGUAUAACCAUGAACAUAGUGGGUCUGGUAACUGAGCCUACUGUCAAAUUAACUUGAACAACUCCCAGUGUUUGUCCUAUCUUACCUUCAUAGUUAGACAGGACCAUGUUAUGUGGUCUUAUGUCCGUAUCGAACAUGCCAAUUCUCUUUAUCAUAUACUGGGGCAUCAAAUUUACUGCUGCUCCCCCAUCAACUAGGACUUUAUUGAUGCCAACAUUCUCAAUCUUAGCCCUAAUGUAGAGUGGUUUCAAAUGAUUUCUCAUACCCUCAUCAGGCCUCUCGAAGAAAGCAUUCUGCUCUUCGACUGCACCAUUAUUUAGCACAUAGUAACACACAGGUCUGUGUUUUGCCAUUUCUUCGAUAUCAGCCUCCUCACAGUCUUCUACUUCAGUUUCUUGGUUAAACUCGUGAGGGAGUACGGACACAACAUUGCAAUUUAAAUUUAUAGAUGAGACUCCAUCAGAAUCAAAAUCAUUUGUCAUUCUGUCCUCUUCGUUCCAGGAAUUUGACCGCAUCUUAUCUUCUUCAUCCAAGAGCUUUUCAGCUUCGAACAAUGCACGUUCCACCGGAGGUUUGUUUGACUUUGCUCCCUGGUAUGGGACUUGGUUGCUGCUAGUUUCUCCAGUUUCUCUUGGUCUAUAUUCCUUCUGGGCCUUUUUCAUCCUCUGGUGCCUCCUCCAUUGGGACCGAGACAUAGGGUUUUUUCCCUUAUAGUUCUCCAAUCGAUAUGUCUCUCGAUUUGGCCUUUGAAAUUGUCUCCUAUAUGCCAUUGCGGUUCUUCCUCCUUGGUCCCAACUACGCCAUUUUUUGGUUCUUGCAUCAGCUUGUACCCAUCUAUCCCUAGGUGGAUCUGCAGGGAUUUUGAACGUUACCCUUCGAACUCUAGGGUGUGGACUAUCUGGUCUCUUCGUUGGGGUCCAUACAUCGAAACCAUACAGGUCAGGACGUAGCCCCUGAGUUUCUUGAUUCAUGGAGCAGUGCACACGUUCAAAUGAUCGCGCUAGCAUCUCAUCAUAGGCUGCCCCACAUCUGGGGCAGAGUGCAACUUCAGAGUUCCCCUUGUGGCAUCUGAUCAAAAAUCCUAAUAAGCUUUCAUCCAUCCUUGGGUACACUUGUAGUAAAGGAUUUGGUUCUCUCCCUGGGUGUUCCCAUCUUUCACGUCGAGCCCUUUCGAAAUUGGUUUCGAUUCUUCGAUUCAGCAUGAUCGAACACCUUGGGCACAUCCAUUGUUUUCCGCCAUUUCUCUCAUGGCAAUUCCAUAGGUAGUCUUUGAGGUUUUCAGCUCUUAGAGGAAUUUUAAUACCCCCAUUCUGCCUUGUCAGCCGUGUCUCUAGUUCGCCAAACUCAGAUGUUGGGUGUCUGGCGCUAACCAUGUUGACCACCGCUGGAGCAACUUCAGAGAUUUGGAUUUUCUGGAGUUUCAUCCUGAGGUCUUCAGUGGCCUCAUUGCUCUCUUCUUUUGGUGCUUCAGUCAUCUCUAUUUGGGAAGCUUCUUCAAUCUCAGUAUUGAAGAUUAUUUCAUCAUUCAGGCUUUCAGUAGCCUGCUUUCCGUUGAGCAUUGCCUUAGUUUCCGCCACUUCGAUCUCCGAUACUUCCACCAUGUUGAUAUCUUCUACCUCACAGAGGCUAGCAUCAGCAAUGUUUAGGGGAUUGGUAUCGACCCUCAUGUGACUCUUGGUCUUGUCAGCAAAUUUCAACCUUCCAUCAUUGAUAGCAUUUUGAAUUAGAUCCCUGAAAAGAAAACAUUGUGAAGUUUUAUGGCCUAAAAACCCAUGAUAUUUACAGAAACCUCUUUUCUUCCGUUGUUCCAACGGAGGAAUUUUGGAAUUAGGAGGUAGUAUCAUUUGGCCAUCUUUUACUAAUAGAUCAAAUAUUUCAUCACACUUAGUAAUAUCAAACGUAUAAGUUUUCUUAGGAAACCUAUCAUUCUUAUCAUUUUCUACAGGGUUCUUUCCAUUUGCAGGAUUUAAUAGUUUGCAGGCAUAAGGCGGUGCCUCUUUUAAUUCUGCUAAGUCUAUUUCGACUUCCUCCAGGCUAUAUGAGUCAUUGCAAGACUCAUCAUCAGCGUCUUCGGCUUCGACGUACGCUAUCCUUUCCUUCUUAUGACUUUUGUUAGCCCUAGCCUUUUCUGCUUUCAAGCGUUCGACCUGUCGAACUCUAUCCGCUAACUGGGCCAUGUCCCUAAGGUAUUGGGUAUCUAAUUUCUUUCUUAUUGAGUAGUCUAAACCACCUGCUGCCAUUUCGACAAGUUCGUGCUCAGGAACUGUCGUAAAACACCUAGAUUUCAACAGACGGAACCUAUUCAAAUAAUCAUCAAUAGUCUCCGUGAAUUUCCUCUUAACACUGGCCAAUUCCUUCAAACUUAUCUUAGUUUGACCCAUGUAAAAUUGCUCAUGGAACAAUCUUUCUAGGUAUGCCCACGCAUCUAUCGAAUUGGGUGGCAAAGUAGUAAACCAGAUAAAGGCAUUCUUUGUCAGCGAACUAGGGAAAUACUUGAUCCUUAAGUCCUCGUUUCAUGCCAAGUCUCCUGCUUCUGUUAGAUACCUAGCAAUGUGUUCCACUGUCGAUUCGUUAGUUUCGCCUGAAAAUUUUGUAAAUUUGGGUACCUUAGUGCCCCUAGGUAAUUCUGUCUGCAUAAUAUAGUCUGAUAUAGGGGAUGUAUAAUUUGGACGUCUGAGUCCAGUACUUAGGCCAUUAUUGGCCAUCACCCUUUCUAUCAUAGCAGUCAAGUUAUUCUCCGUGGCCAGAUUUUCCCUUCUGACUCUUUGAACAACCCCAUCUGGAUGUUCAUUUCUACCUACAAUUCUUACUCUGGGUUGUUCUUCCUCCGUUUCUUGUCGAACGGGGACGGUUUUUUGACUUGAAGUCUCUAAAUUAAUUACUGGAGUUUCUUCCGUCCAAUUCGUCCUCCGCAAGGAGCUUAUAUCUCGGAUGGGUGGUCUCGAGGAUGGGCCCUCAUCUUGUAUGCGUUCUAAAACGGGCAUUUCCUCUUGGUAUGCGGGCUGUUUAUCUUUCCUUUUUGGUUGUGUCACACCCAUGAACUCCGACAUCCGAUUCAUUUGAGAUGACAUCUUUCGGAAAGUUUCUACAUUUUCCCUAUUUGUGCAAGUAAUGUUUGUCAACAAUGGGGUAAAGAUUGAAGUCAAUUCUUUGGCUAAGGCCCCUAGCAUAUCAUGAUUGCUUGCAUCCAUUUCUUGUCGAAAUGCUGCUUGGCUGUUUGUGGUAUAAAGAGGCACCUGGGUAGAAAAACCACCGUUGUAUGUACUUCGACUUGCAGAUCCCACAUUUGGUGAAAAUGUCGCAUUAUUAGUUGGGGCAUAAGUAGGUCCGUCCCCUCGUACGCCUGAUCCAAAAGGAAAUGGCAUCCCGAAUGAAGAAUUUGGCCUCCAUUCGAAAGUUGAAUUCGUGCCUUGACUAGACAAGUUAUUCGCAGCAUUUGUUGAGGGAAACGGUAAUACUUCAUCUGCACUCGUGGUCGAAGGUGCAGCUGUUGACACUGAAACUGGCAAAGUCCCUGAAAGUCCUGUAUUAUUCUCAGGCACCGACUGGGAAUUAUCUGCAGGUCUCGAUCCAUUUGGACCCGUUGUAUCCCUUGUUCCUUGAGUGGAAUUCGAAUUUGCCGCUCCUGAUCCUGUGCCUUGUGAGGGAUCUUGAUUACCCCCUGCACUGGCUGUAACAGCCAUUUUCUUGUUGUACCUUCGUUUGGGAACCGGUUGUGCACUGUUUGUUAAUUUACCGUUCCUAAGGUUCAUACAAGGUCUUGAUAUUGUCUAGACAAAACAAAGCAAUUGAUUAAAACAAUCUGUUCGACACGGUCCCACUGGGCGUGCCAAUUUGUUUACGGUGAUUUCCGGUAAACAACCGCUAGUCCUCCAAACUAUAAUAAAUAUGAUUUGGUUACUCGCAGGAUCGACUAGAUUGAUCCUAGGACACAUAGUCGAUUAGAUUGUUAUCAAUAUUCUUUAGAACCAUGUUCAUGAUUCGUUGUCUUCGACAAAUGUUAUUCGAUUAAAAACAUACACUUUUUAGUGAUGACUUGAUUAUAUGUGAUUAUGACUUUAAAAUGUAGACAACGCAUAUAACAUAACAUGCAAUUCUGUUAAAAAGAAUCUUAAAACAUAAAACUGUUAAAGAUCUUGAAAGUAAGUAACAUGAAGAUAAAUAACAUGAAAGUAAAUAACAUGAAAGUAAAUAACAUGAAAGUUAAAGAUACAGUAAUGUAAAUGAUAAGAAGUAAAUAGAAUGCAAGAAUUUAAAGAUAUUCGAAGACGAAAAGCAAUAAAAGAUAAUACUCAUGUAUUAAGAUGGUGGUGUCAUACGUACAUUUUCUCAGCGAACUCGUUCUCGUUAACGCUUGAUACUUGAGUAAAUAUGUGAGUGAUUUGUACAAAAUGAACACACGGAAUUCUAUCAUGAAAACUCCUAUUUAUACUAGUUUCGACCAUAACGGCCCUACGCUAAUCUGCUGCCACGUUUCUCAUAAGAACUUCCAGCGAUGACAUCUGUGAAUAAGCAGUUACGUGACUAUCUUCGAAUUUCAAAUCUUCCCGCCUGAGUCCAUCUUCGACGCGUGGCAGUAUGCUAAUAAACACUUACUAACAAACACGCUAAAUAAUAAUACUUAAGUAAAUUUAUAAAUUUUGUCUAAGUCUUCGAGGAUAUAUCCUUCCAAUAGCUUUCAGUAGCCAUCACCUUCAUAAAAAACUUAGACAUUUCCUGCUAUCGAAACAUGGCCAUCAGUAGCCAUUUUAUACUUCUCAGAGAUGGUCAUCAGUAACCACCUUGCCUUCGAUUAUGCACUCCUUCGAAGCACAUAUAUUUGUUCAACGAAAUCUUCAGCUAACAAUUCCAUAAUCAAUUUAUUGUGGUUUUGCUUGUAUCAGGUUGAAAUUUGAAUCAUAAUAAAACCUUUUCCCAAAGAAGUAGUAAUGUUUUUGGACUUAAUACAAAGUUAGGAAAAUAAAUUCUGAAAAUUCAAAAAGAUUA